Messenger RNA from Fusarium graminearum PH-1, 2605 nucleotides. RefSeq lists its product as uncharacterized. The record is from RefSeq and is a predicted model, not a curated record. Bases 606 to 1895 code for a protein of 429 amino acids. Lineage: Eukaryota; Fungi; Ascomycota; Sordariomycetes; Hypocreales; Nectriaceae. The transcript is spliced from 2 exons.
UUUCUCUUUGUCACCAAAAAAUACAAGAGAAGACAAUCAACCUAUUCCUACUCCUGUUCUGUCUGUCCGUCUGUCUGUCACAUCUCGUACAGAGCUGAACCACCCGCUUUGAGCUUGGACCCAAGUCAGAGCGCAACGCAAAAAGAAGAGCCGCCGUCGUCGAACCAUCCACCAAACCGACUAACCAACCAGACACUCUACCUUGGGUUUGUCGCCCGAGCUGAGCUAUUGUACCUAUCUAUUCUCUCUUCUAGCCCGACCCGGCCUCUCUUCGUGGUUCCGGACGCCCUGCUCACGCUUCUUUUUUCUUCCCUUUUCUCCCACGUCAAGACCAAGACCAGGACUCAAUCAAGCCGUGCAGUACCUACCUAUUUCCACGAUCGCUUCCAUUCCUGUCUCAUUCCACGGUCCUCGCCGACCGAUUCAUUCAUCUGGCUCCCCAAAGACAGGAACCGGAACCCUAAGGCUCGCGAGACCCAGAAAAACCCAGUUACUCGGCUCGCUCUGGCUUUGCCUUUUUGGCCUCUCCUUGCAGCUCUUUCAUCUCCUUACAACACGAACCACCUGCCGCCAAUUCCCACAACCCUGCACUCGCUCUUUUCAUUAUGAGUGCUGCAAUUGCCAUGGCUCCCUCUCCCGCUCCCCACGAAAGAUUCUCCAAUCCUGAACUGCCCGCUCCCUCCACGUCGGCCGCCGCCGCUAGAACUUCCCCAUCAGCACAACGUUCCUCUCUCAAUCUUUCAAAUUCGCAUGCGACAGCUCAGUCCACCAGCAGCAGCCCCAAAGCUGCUGGUCAAGGUAACAAGUCAUCACCAUCUAGCGCCUCCCGAUCCGCUGGCGCACCCCCUAGAAUUAUCGUAAAGAAGGAGCCUGCUUCUCCCAGCAUGACCAACACGCGACCUCGACCGCGCAAACUCGAUCUAUCCAAGAACACACCCAAAUCCAACCAGCCAACAUCGGCACGGCCCAUGACUGCCCGCGACGGCCUGGCUAUUCAAGAAGUUGGUAUUGCUUGCCUCUCUCCUGGCUUCGUCACCCAAGAUCCUGUCAUGAAGGAGCAGCUGCAGCGAAGUAUGUCAGUGAGAGAACAACAGCGACACAUUAUCGAGGCCAGACUUCACCAGCAAUCUGCUAAAGGAGACGGACCCGACAAGGACGCAUUCGCCGCCAAGACUCCUGGCAUGUCUCGACGAAACAAGGCCCCUCCCGGCCUCUCUAUCGUUGCUCCCUCUCAUGAACAGUUUGCCAAUGAGAGAGUUAUUCAGUCUGCGCCCCUUGGCCACAGCUUUACCGGCCGACAACACCCUGCUCCUAUGACCCGACAUAUCACCAACCAGCCAUCCAACCUGUCGAAUACUUCUCAUAUCCACCACAUUCCUGCUAACCAGACGGCCAACCGAUUGCCACCCAUCAGUGAUGUCUUUGGCCAGGGGCUUUCGGCACACCCCGACAAUGCUCCUCCUUCUCAGUCUCUUUACCCCAGUGGCCCCAGCUCUCGCGGGCCUUUGACAUCUCCCAGUCACCCACCGCCUCCUCCCCAGGCUCCAACGCCUGGCCGUGGCCGUGAGUACCGAUCUGCUGAGGAAGCUCAACAAGACCUCGCUGGCGGGCGAACAGAGCUUCUCCCCAAGCUUGUCCACUAUGGCGGACACCAGCCACCAACCCCCCCUUCUCCAGCUCCCGGCAGCCGACCCAUUGAUGCGUCGCGAAGCACAAGCAGGCGAAGGACCCGUGCCGAAUAUGAAGACGGCAGCCCACCACUGGGACAUGGACCUGCCCCUACACGCGCCCGCGGACCCUUUGGUGCCGGACGAGACAGCCCUGAUACCCAGCGAGCUAAGAAGGAAGAGUUCAUCCGUCUAUGUGAACGGGCAUGGGACCUAUUCCACUCAUAGGCGACCGCAAACGAUAAUCCACAAUAAUCUUCUCAAUACCGACCAGGCCAUCGCCUCUGGUCUCUUUUAGCCUAAUAACUAAGGCGUUAUUCUUGUUUAUUACUUCAGCACUAUUAUCUUGUGGCUUGCAUUCGAAUCGGCUCGAAAAGGUUGGAUGGUAUCGCGGUUCACGAAUGGGGGUCCACAGGGUGGACAUAAUGUUUUUGGUCAUGACGCUAUGACAUUGUGCGUCGAUAUUCUCGUUGUUCUACUUGAUUGUUUGAACAAAUUUAUUGCUCGGUUCGCAAUGUGUGAUUGUCGUUUGACUUCGCCGUUGUGAUCGCGGGUUGGGUCUAUACAAUUUCUAGGCGGUCGUAACCCAUGGAUGGGGAUAAAACAGGUCGAUUGGUGAUCUUCGAUCUGAGUAUUGGGAGGGGUUAGUUCGUUGCUCGACUCCGUUAUAUGAGCAGGACGGACAGGGUUAACCAUGUUGUCUUUUGCACGUUUAUGUCGAUUCCAACCAGAUAUUGGUUUGGAUUUAUCUGGUUUUAUGGUGGGCGAUUGCCUUGAUGGGCUUCGUGCGGUGUAUGGUUUCUGGUUUUGGGCGUUAAUCAAUGGGAUAACGUAUCUUGAAAAGGAUAUUUCGGGUUAUAUGCUCUUCAGUUUCUUUUGUGAUUUGAUUGUUUGUUGCAUAAAGCACACGGCCCAUGAGCCAUCCACAACACAUUUCA